Molecule: messenger RNA, 999 nt
Organism: Lachancea dasiensis
Lineage: Eukaryota; Fungi; Ascomycota; Saccharomycetes; Saccharomycetales; Saccharomycetaceae
Source: the annotation of a GenBank genome assembly
AUGUCUCAAAUCACAGGCAUUAAUGAUUCUCCUGUCGCACCUACGGGCUAUGUGGGUUUUGAUACAAUAACAAGUCAGAUUGAGCACCGUUUGCUAAAGAAGGGUUUCCAAUUCAAUAUUAUGGUAGUCGGUCACUCAGGCCUCGGGAAGAGCACUUUGAUAAACACUUUGUUUGCCUCACACCUGAUCGACACAUCGACUGGAGCUGAUGUUACAAAAUUGCCGAUCACCAAAACUACCGAAAUCAAAGUUUCAUCUCAUUCUUUAGUGGAGGACAGGGUACGCUUAAAUAUUAACGUCAUUGAUACACCUGGUUUUGGAGAUCAAGUCAAUAAUGAAAGAGUAUGUGAGCCCAUUAUCAAAUUUAUCAAGGAACAACACUCGCAGUACCUGCGCAGGGAAUUGACCGCACAACGUGAAAGACACAUCCCUGAUACAAGAGUACACGCAGUUUUGUACUUCAUUCAACCCAAUUGCAAGGGUUUAACCCAGCUCGAUGUUUCAGCACUCAAAAGGCUUACGGAGAUUGCUAAUGUGAUUCCUGUUAUUGCCAAGGCUGAUGCUUUAACUAUGGACGAAAGAACGUCUUUCAGAAAUAUCAUUCAGCAGCAAUUUGAACACUACAACUUCAAAAUUUAUCCAUACCAAUCCGAUGAUUUGACUGAAGAGGAAAUUGAAUUAAACGAAAGUAUAAGGUCAAUUAUUCCCUUUGCAGUAGUUGGAUCUGAAAAAGAGGUAUCCAUCGAUGGUGAGCUCGUCAGAGGUCGCAAGACUCGUUGGGGAAGCAUUUCUGUAGAAGAUAUCAACCAGUGCGAGUUUGUCUUUUUGAGAGAAUUCUUGAUUAGAACUCAUCUCCAAGACUUGAUAGAAACUACGUCCUUAGUCCACUAUGAAGGGUUUAGGUCUAGGCAACUCAUCGCCUUGAAAGAAAAUGCAAGCAGCCGCUCCUCGAAUGCACACUUAUCCCAAACUUCAACCACAAUGCUCCAACAACGUUAG